UUGAUAAUUUUUCAGCAUGGCGGCCCAAAACAAACGUAUUGUAUAUGUUGGAGGAUUAGCAGAGGAGGUAGAUGAGAAGACAUUACAUGCAGCUUUUAUUCCAUUUGGUGACAUUUUAGACAUAAACAUUCCCCUUGACUAUGAGACAGAGAAACACAGAGGGUUUGCCUUUGUUGAGUUUGAAUUAGCUGAGGAUGCUGCUGCAGCCAUAGAUAACAUGAAUGAUUCAGAAAUGUUUGGUCGCACAUUAAGAGUAAACAUGGCCAAACCAAUGAGGAUCAAGGAAGGCAGCUCCAGAGCAGUGUGGUCUGAGGAUACUUGGCUCCAAGAGUAUGCUGGGAAAACAACAGAUAAAAAAUCCAGUGAGGCUCCGCAGGGGGAAACAGACAAAUCUGAGGAGUCUGAUGCCCCACCCGCCAAAAAACAGAGGACAGGUAAUCCACAGGUGUACCUGGAUAUCAAGGUGGGCAAUAGUACAGGGAGGAUAGUUAUAGAACUCAGGGCUGAUGUUGUACCAAAAACUGCAGAAAAUUUCCGGUGCUUGUGUACCCAUGAGAAGGGCUAUGGUUACAAAGGAAGCACAUUUCACAGAGUGAUACCACAAUUUAUGUGUCAGGGAGGUGACUUUACCAACCACAAUGGGACGGGAGGGAAAUCUAUUUAUGGACGUAAAUUUGAGGAUGAAAACUUCACAUUAAAACACACAGGACCAGGUAUCUUAUCCAUGGCCAAUUCAGGUUCUAACACAAAUGGUUCACAGUUUUUUAUCUGCACAGAAAAAACAGACUGGUUGGACAAUAAACAUGUUGUUUUUGGGAAAGUGAUAGAUGGAAUGGACAUGGUCAGGAAAAUGGAGGCAUGUGGAACAAAAUCAGGAAAACCUACACAGAAAAUCACCAUCACAAAUUGUGGAGAACUUGUAUAGCAAAUAAAAAAUAUAAGAAAACCAUGGGUACGUGUGAAGUUCAUCAAAAGAUAAAAUCACCAUCACAAAUUGUG
Molecule: messenger RNA, 999 nt
Organism: Saccostrea echinata
Lineage: Eukaryota; Metazoa; Mollusca; Bivalvia; Ostreida; Ostreidae
Product: peptidyl-prolyl cis-trans isomerase E-like
Exons: 12
Coding region: 17-925 (302 amino acids)
Biological process (GO): protein peptidyl-prolyl isomerization; protein folding
Cellular component (GO): intracellular membrane-bounded organelle
Molecular function (GO): peptidyl-prolyl cis-trans isomerase activity; RNA binding
Source: RefSeq, a predicted model, not a curated record